Phyllostomus hastatus (greater spear-nosed bat) is the source of this 1129-nucleotide messenger RNA. RefSeq names its product chromosome unknown C20orf141 homolog (gene CUNH20orf141). Bases 626 to 1129 code for a protein of 167 amino acids. The record is from RefSeq and is a predicted model, not a curated record. The transcript has 2 exons. Lineage: Eukaryota; Metazoa; Chordata; Mammalia; Chiroptera; Phyllostomidae.
AGAAAGCCUCAUGUUGCUUUGUGGUGGAGUCUAUCUCUGCAUUCCAGGGCUGCAGUCCUGAAAAAUCUCCUGCAAGGGCCCACAGGCGUCACCCUACUCUCAGGGAAAGAGCAUUGGACAGGCCAAUUGGAUGAUGCAUCCCUGGACAGCUCUGAGCACCUGCAGGAAAGGGGAGGCAGCCUCUCCUCCCUUGGUCAGCCACCUAUGCGGUGAUGGGGUUAGAAUGCCUCCUUGGCAACUCAUCCCCAUGGGAGGGCCUUAGGGCAGAGAACCAGCAGAGGCAAGAGGGUGAGUCUUAGUUGUCAGAAAUAGCUAACCUCUGGCUAAGGCCCACCUGAGCCGCCAGUUGCUUAUGAGGCCAGAACCAGCAGCAGCCCCUCCCUACCUUAGAGCCCCACAUGGCAAGAGGUCACAAUGCCUUGCCACCCAGUCUCAGAAUGGCUGACCGCAGUGGGAGGAGGUGAGGUGGGUUUGGUGGGUGGGUGAGUGGGGAGGGGGAGAUCCCCAAGGAACCCAGUUCCCCACUCCCCGAGCUCAUCCUUGAGUGUCUGCCAUCCUCUCCCACACUCCCACCCCCAGUACUUCCUCCCAGCACAGCCCCUACCUGUUACCUCCACCUCCCUCCAUGACCCAGCUCUGCUUACCUAGGCCUGAAGCCCAUGCUUAUCCUAUCCCUGUCCCUCCCAGGGGCCUGGGUGCUGGGGAGGGGUUGGAUAGUUCAGCCGGUCCAUGUGUGUCCUCCUGGGGCCCUAGCCCAGCCCAGCUCCUGGACAGUGUCCUAGGGCUGGGGGCACUAUUGCUGACGAUUCGGGCAGUCUUUUCCAUGGCUGGCCCAGCCUUGCUGCUGCUGCUGUUACUGGUCAGCUUCCUGGCCUUCGACCUGCUCCACAGGCCCGCAGGUCCCAUGAGACCACAGCACACACUUCUUGCAGGGGGCCAAAAUCAGGGGGCUGGAGAGGGUCCAAGACAGCAGGAGGCUCUAUUCCUGCAGACAGCGGCUGUUACAGGACAACUUAGCCUCCAGGAGGCUCUGCUGCUGUUGCUUCUGGGCCUGCAGCUGCUCCUGGGAGCCCAAGGUGUGCCUUUGACACUGCUUGGCCUGGCUUUCUGUAUCCAUCCUUGGGCCUGA